Caenorhabditis auriculariae is the source of this 2703-nucleotide messenger RNA. Lineage: Eukaryota; Metazoa; Nematoda; Chromadorea; Rhabditida; Rhabditidae. The record is from the annotation of a GenBank genome assembly.
AUGGACGUUUCGGACCUUAAAAGGAAGGAAAAGUCCAGAGAAGAAGCGAUUCGGAUGGAUUAUGAUGGGAAGCUCCAAGAGAUUCUCGAAAAGGAGGAGAAGAGUAAAGAGUGAGUUCGAAUGAUUAAUUAAAAAUAUUAUUGAAACCAAAAAAUCAAAAAAAAACACAGAUCCAGGACAGCCGCGAAUCAUGGAGACCUCGCGGCGAUGAGAGACGAAAUGUCGCGACUGGAGGAGCGACUUCUCACAGCGAAUCGCGACAAAACCGCCGCGAUCGUUGAGAGAAACGCCAAGAUUGACGCCGCCGCAAUCGCGAACGUUGAGCUGCGACAGCAGGUCGCUGAGCUCAACGCGAAACUUGACGCGUUUGUCAGAGGAUUUGAGAAAUCCUGAAAAAAGUAUUUUCAGAGUGAAUGGUGAAUUGUCGAUUUUUAAGUCACACGAAAGUCAAAAGGAAGCUGAAGUUACUGAGCUUCAUCGGUGAGUCAUACGAAAAUAAUUGAAUAAGUUGUGGAUUUGUGUUCAAAAAUGCUAGGAUUAAGCGUUGGGCCAUUCUAAAUGCGACCAGAUUUGCUACAGAGAAUUUUUUUUCAACUCAGAGAAUGAAAUUUUAAGUUUUUUAGAGCUUCAAUUGAAUAAAACUAUGAGAAAUGACGUCACUGUAAAGCUUUCAAGUGACGUAUUUUUUGAGAAAACUCUUUCCAAAAUAAAAAAAAAAUCAAAUUUUGCUUAUUUUUGUAAACGGAAGCUUAAAUUAGGAACGCCAGAGUGGUCCCUAUAGUGGCGAUCCCAAGGACCAUUUAAGGUUUUCCUCUAGGGGCCACUAAAGAUUUAAAAAGUACAUUAUGAAGACAUUUUAGAUUAAAUCUUUAAAAUUAACGAUUUUCCAGGAAGAUUUCUUCCCUGAUGACGGAGAAAAUCGAUUUGGAGGCUGACCACCGAAGAAAAGAGCGGUCUUGGGAAGUGCGAAUGGGCCAAGUCGAAGAAAAUUUCUCGAAAAAGUUGCUCGAUUUUGAAAUGGCUUUCUCCAGAAAGGAAGAAAUUAUAAAUGGUAUUCGUGAAUUUCCAGCUUUUUCUUGAUUUUUUCGUUUUUUACAGAUUUGAGAAAUAAAUUGGAAGAACUGGGAAGUCUGAAAGAAGCCCUCGAGAACUCAUAUAGAAAUGCGUCCGUUGAAAAAAAGAGACGAGGGUUCGGCUGGAACUUGAAGUCAAGGUUUGGGGAGUUCUAAAAAAAUUAAUAUAAUAAAUAUUUUAGAAACUUUAUCAGAAGAUCGAGAAGCUGAAUGAAGAAAAGGAGGCUCAGAUUUCCAAUAUAAAGAUGGAAAGAGAUCGUUUGGAAUGCUCGGUCGCCGAGUUGAAGUCAGUUGAUUUUUGAAUAUUUUUGUUCGCAUUUGGAAUGGCUCUGAGCAUUGCGGUCGCGCUGCGGCUCAGGCUGAAGUCUUUGUUAGUGAAUGAAGACUUGAAAAUCUAUACGUGAAUUGUUUUUGAUCAAAUACAAACAUCUGGAUGAAAUGAGAAAAAAAUCUCCGGCACUUAAAGCCGCGCGAAAGUCGUUUUCUGGUCGGAUUCAAGUUUUUCGUAACCAUUGAACCAUUCUAAAUGCUGCAAACUUAGUUCAAGUCGAGAUGAGUCUUUCGAAUUUUAUUUUUUAAUUUUUUUCAGAAAGAAGUUAGAAGUUACCCCAGAAACCGUGGCUGAAGCUCAAAAGCUUCGAAAUCAACUCCAAAACUCGGUUUUUUUUCCGUUUUAAAAAUGUGAUAAUUUCUAAGGUUCAGGAAAAGAGACAAAGAGAAGCCAAGGAGAAAUAUCAUUCGGCACUCGGCGAAAUGCAGGCCGCACUGAGAAUGGUUGAGAAACAGCAAAAGAACACUCAAAUCAAGAUCCAACAGUCCAUUUUGUCGAACAGGUCUUUUUCUUGAGUUUAAGUUGUAAUAGUCCAUUCAUCGGUGCUUCUGAACGAGAAAUAGUGUAAAGUGUAGACGUCUAGUUCUCUCAUUUUUCCACACUCCUUCUGGUGUCAUUUAUAGUUUAAUUGAGCAUAAUUUUGAGCAAGUAGGGAGUGAAUUUCAAGCUGAAAAAGGUGUAAAAAUGUCUUGUUUAGAAAACGCUUGUUUGUUUAUUGAAUAUUGAACGACUUUUAGGGAAAAGUUACAUUUUUUGACCAUUUUCCUAUGUAUUUUGUAAAUUUCUUGUAAAUUUUUUUUUUUGAAAGUAUCAGGUACUGAAUCACGGGUGUUGACGUUCGCACUUCUUUGUUUUGUAUUAAAUAAUAAAACAAUUUUCUUCAUAGUUCCAACCUUCACCGCCUUUUUUCAAGCUAACUUGAUAAUUUGGUUCACUCAAGGCCAAAAAGAUUGCUUCUUAUCACAAUUGGUAUACUGAUAAACACGUUUGUAUAGACUGAUAAAAGACUGACAGUGAUCUUGACACGAAAACGAGGAAAAAAAUAAUGAUCAAAAUUGGAGGAAAUUCAAGUUUUGAGAUCGAAAUAGUUUUUGGAAGUGAACAUACUUACUUACUUAGAUACUUAGAUGGUCCAUCUUCGCUUUCGACCUUUUAUUGCCUUUUAGUGCCUUUUAUUGAUCGAAGCGUGGACCACACGUUUUCCAGGAGAUCUUAUGCAAUCGGUCAUCCAGUGUUGUCGUCCUGGUUGACUGGUAUUCUUGCGAAAAAAAUCCAUCCGUGGUGUUGAACGUGUUAUAG